UUUAUUAAAACGCAAAAACGGAAAAAACACACGCACACACUCUCUCUCUAUACUAUACCUAUAGCCGAAGUAAAAUACUCCCUACCUUGUACUUUUUGUUUUUGUGUUUUUUUUUUUUUUUUUUUUUCUUUGUUUCAUGGCUAUGGGUUCUGCUUCUGGUUGUGUUUGGAGGAGCCCUUUGUCUUUCUCGUGUUCUAGUGCUUCUUCUACGACGUCGUCUUCGUCCAACGAUGACGUGGCGGAUCGGAUGGUGAAGAUUGAGCUUGAGGCGGCGGAGGCUUUAGCUGAUUUGGCGCAUUUGGCGGUGAGUCUAGAGAGUAGUGGCGGUACUGGCUGUGACUCACCUGGUGAAUGGGGAAGCAAAGGAAAACGAGCCAAGAAGCGAGUCAAGAGCGAGUCUCCCCCGGCUGACUCGGCGUUGAAUAACUCGAACCCCCCGCUAGUACUGGACUCGGUUCCUACCUCUUCGGAUCUCGCUGAGCAGGAUCAAACAGUAGCAAGUCUGCAGCAAUGUGAAAAGAUAUGCACUAGUGUAUUUAAAGAACCAGAAAAAGAGGAGCAGGACCCAAGCAAGACAGAUUCAAAGGAUGAGCAGGAUUCAGAAUUGCCUAAACCAACUCCCAACUGUACGAUGAGUUAUGCAUCAUUUGGUUUCCGUAAAUCAAGACGAAAUUUAACUGAGGCUGAAAAGGAAGAACGGAGAAUUCGUAGGGUGUUAGCAAACAGAGAAUCAGCCAGGCAGACCAUUCGCCGUAGGCAGGCUCUUUGUGAGGAGUUGGCCAGAAAAGCUGCUGACCUACAAUGGGAGAAUGAAAAUUUGAAGCGGGAAAAGGAGCUGGCUUUGAAAAAGUAUCAGUCCUUGGAGACCACAAAUAAACUCUUAAAGGAGCAAAUGGUAAAGGCAAUAAAGGUUGAGGUUGAGGAAACUCCACCUGAGCAUAAGUCAGUUGAUGUUGCAACCUCUACGUCUUCAUCUACAAAUUGCCCUUUGUUCUUGUUUGACCGUCCUCCACUUAUGCCUGUUUUCUGGCCUUCCAUCAUUCCAUCUCAAAAUCCUGUUCCAUCAUUACAUGGGAGACAAAGUGCUACUGUCAUUCCGUCAAACAUUGACAUGCCAGGUACUUGCAGGCCUGAUAUUUCUCUAGAACAGGAUAACCACAUAGCUGUCAAUGGGCCUAGAACCCCGUUUUAUGUAUUGCCAUAUCCUUGGUUCUUCCCUCUUCCUGAUCAUGGGAAUGGACUCCAACCUCAUCCCUCCAUUGGCAUGGAAAAUAAACAGGAAGAAACUUCUCAUAAUAACCAAUAUAGUGCUAGUUCAUCUUCAAAUACUGUAGUUCAUGUAGAGAACCACCAUUGCUCUCUGCCCAUUAAAGUAAAGACAGAAGCUACUGCUUCAACAGAAGCCAGACCUACUAAUGACCUAAACAAGACCUCAGUUGGGUGCCCUUCAGAUGGAGGUGGUCAGCAUACAGUAGUCCACUCUAAUGAGAUGCUCUUUACACCUGCACCACAAGAUUGUGUACAACCUGCAUCUACUGUAAACCACGAGAACAGGCUCCAAUCAGAUUACACUUUGAGUGAAAAACCUUCAAAAUCUUGUCAUAUUGUUACUGCUUUGCCAGAAAAGAAUCAAGAAUUGGCCAUUUACUCAAAUAAGAAGCUAACGGAUGCGGUUGCUGCAGCAGAAGCGAGAAAGAGGAGGAAGGAACUGACAAAGCUUAAGAAUCUCAAUGGCCGUCAAUGUCGAAUGCAUUGUUGAGUUUUAUAGCCAAGAUUUGGCUGACGAGUUCAAAAGAAAAGCUUUUUGUCCCCUAGUUUUUGUGUGGGUUUAAUGCUUAGUUCUUAACAAAUCCUUGGAAAUUUUGCCAAGCUCAGAAUACUUAAUCAUAACCAUAAAAGGCCCUUGAAGGAACAGAGGCAGGCAGGCUUGUAAUCUGAUGUACACUGCUCAAGGUUAAAAACUUUUUCUUAUUCUUCUAGGUUAGGUUAACAUGACAAAUCUUCAAGGAAGGGAUAAGAGUGAUUCUUCAAGAGAAAGUAUUAUUUCCGAGUGGUUUAUCCUAGGAAAUUUUGUUGAGUAAAUGAGUACUGAGUUGAUGGAACAAUUCUUCAGGGCUUUAAGUUAGAAAAGGGCAGCAAACGAGAAUCACAGGGUGCUGACGUAUUGUAACCAUACAUCAUGAGUCAUGACUUGUACUUUUGCAGCAAGAGAAGAGUUCAUCAGUGAGGUUUAGCUAAUGGUAUUGAACUGCUUAUUUUGGUUUAUUUAUACUCUUUUAAGAGUCGGUUGACCCCAAAAUUUCGAGACUAAGACUGUUGUUGUAAUCUUUACUGUUUCCGGAGUCACUGUUGUAUCUGCAGGAUUCUUAGUUGUAUUGCUUAACAAGUAGGCACUAUCUUUAAAUAUAUCAUUUAACCUUAUAUUCAAU
Quercus lobata is the source of this 2429-nucleotide messenger RNA. RefSeq names its product Basic-leucine zipper (bZIP) transcription factor family protein. Gene Ontology annotation, molecular function: DNA-binding transcription factor activity; sequence-specific DNA binding. Gene Ontology annotation, biological process: regulation of DNA-templated transcription. The coding region runs from base 137 to 1759 and encodes 540 amino acids. Lineage: Eukaryota; Viridiplantae; Streptophyta; Magnoliopsida; Fagales; Fagaceae. The record is from RefSeq and is a predicted model, not a curated record. The transcript has 6 exons. Gene Ontology annotation, cellular component: nucleus.